AUGUGGCCCCCUCUCCACUUGGCCAAGAGAUGCAAUAAGCUUAAGGUAAGACGACUGACGACGCAUCAUGUGUGCAUGGCACUGUCAGGCAUCUCAACUCGAGUCAUUCCUCGAAAUGUUACCAUGGACCAUGUCCGGCGGUAUAACGUCGAGCGAUCUUGUCUCCGCUGCCAUCAGCGCAAGGUCCGCUGCGACAAGGGUUCCCCCUGUGCGGCCUGUGUCCGCAUGAAAGUCCCCUGCCAGUAUCCAGGCCCUAAUCGAGUCCAACGCCGGCCGCCAAAAGCGUCUUCGGCAGAUGUAGUCUCUCGGAUAGAUCAAUUGGAGAGAGCCGUGACGGAGCUGAUUCGGCGGCCGUCCACUGCCAGUCCAAUACACGACAACGAGGUCAAUGUGACACGAGCCGCUGCUCCUGAGCGUCAGCUUCGGCAGGGUCUGCUGGUGCGAGACGGUCGGUAUAUUGACGAACACCUGCUGUCUGGGUUCCUUGAGAAAGACCAGGAACUGCAAACCGCUAUUGGCACGCCUCGGUCUGCUGGAAAGAGCCCUGGACGACAGUCUCCUCUGCGGGUGGAGGGCCUCAUUACCAACUCACUGCGCGAACACGUAGAUUUCCAGGCCCUGCAGCCUAGUCGAUGGCAAGCCAUCCAGCUCUGGCAGACCUUUCUUGGUCGUGUCGAUCCAGUGGUGAAGAUUCUUCAUAUUCCGUCGACGCAGCCACGGGUCUUUGCGGCCAUCAACCAGCGUGGGGAUGCGCUUGCAGAUACCCAGGCGCUCCUGUUCGCCAUUUGCUUUGCAGCCACAACCGCUUUACACUCGGAUGACCCCUCGCGGGAGGAAAUCUGCUCGGAUAUUCGCCGGUAUCAGCAGGGGUUCGAGCUUGCCCUCUAUCGCUCUUCGUUCCUGGACACACCAACUCUGAUCUCGCUGCAAGCCAUGGCCAUCUACCAGACAUGUCUCCGGUAUCACAACAGCGGCCGCUCCAACUGGACACUUCACGGCCUCACCACUCGCGCCGCCCAAUCCAUCGGCCUUCAUCGCGACGGACGGCACUUCAAUCUCUCGCCACUGGAAUGCGAACUCCGCCGCCGACUGUGGUGGCACAUUGUGACGUGCGACCAACGCGCCGCGGAGGAUCACGGCCUCUCCAUCAUCGCGCACAAUGAACCUUGCGACACGAACCUGCCGUCCAACCUCGACGACCAGGAUCUCUCCGCAACGGCGACAGUUCCCCCGGCACCUCAGCCGCGCUGGACGGAGAUGACUUUCCCCCUGCUUACGAUCCAAAUCAACCGCCAUUUGCAUGAGAUCUCACGAAAGACCUCGCAGGGUGUCUCGCCAGAUCCGCUCGUUAGGGAACUCAAGGACUACAUUCAGCGGAAUUACCUGCAAUACGGGGACGCCAAUAUUCCGAUCCAACAGCAGGGCCUUGUUCUCGCAGACGUCCUCACCACGAAAGUCGCAGUCUACGUGAGGCAGAAAGCACUACAGAUUCACAGCCAGGGCCAGAGCCAGUGCCCACCGCAGGAAAGUGCGACGGCGCAGGAGACGCUGGCGAUGGCUUGCCAUGGCCUUGAACGUGCACUGGAACUGCAGACGAACGACCUGCUCCGUGGCUUCCGCUGGCUUACCGCCACGUACACCCAGUAUCACCUCCUGUGUUACAUCCUGUGGCAUCUGUGUGUGUAUCCAGCGAGCGUACAUGUUGAGCGGGCAUGGCGCAGCGUCGAGGCGAUCUUUGAGGUGGUGGAAAGGGAUCCCACGUGGCCUGACCCGGGGCCCAAAUGGGCGGUUAUGUCCCAAUUGAGAGCCAAGGCGAUGAGAGCGAGGGAAGGAUUGACCAAUCGGCAGGCCGAUGUGCAGGAAAAGGGACCAGAGAAUGUCUUGGACUGGGGGAAUUGGGAUCUGGAGUUGUUCGGGUUUGGGGAGUGGACUAUUUGA
Molecule: messenger RNA, 1938 nt
Organism: Aspergillus fumigatus Af293
Lineage: Eukaryota; Fungi; Ascomycota; Eurotiomycetes; Eurotiales; Aspergillaceae
Product: putative C6 transcription factor
Exons: 3
Coding region: 1-1938 (645 amino acids)
Biological process (GO): regulation of DNA-templated transcription; DNA-templated transcription
Molecular function (GO): DNA-binding transcription factor activity, RNA polymerase II-specific; zinc ion binding; DNA binding
Source: RefSeq, a predicted model, not a curated record